AUGUUCCUCCCCCAUCGAAAGCUAGCCCUAACUCUCCCAUCAACGCAGCCCUCACCACCAACCCCAGACAAAGAUGGUUCCGGUACAGCGUCACCACCUGCAGCAACUAACGAUGGCACGACCGACCGCUCCAUCCCAAACAUAGACAAGAACAAGGGGCUCCAAAUCCCCGGCCUCCCCUUCAAACUACCCAAUCCAUUCCCCCAACCCCGCCCACCCCAGAACCAAAACGCCGGAUUCGGCAUCUCCUACUCCCCCUACAAAGCAGACCGCAGCUGCAAGAACCAAGAAGAAGUAAACAAAGACGUCGCCCGCGUCUCCGACUACGGCUUUAUCCGCAUCUACGGCACAGACUGCGACCAAAUAAGAACCGUAACCAACGCCGCACGCCGCCACAACAUGCACGUCUUCGCCGGCGUCUACGACCUAAACAACUUCCCACAAAGCCUGAAUGCCUUCAGCGACGCCCUCCCAGGUCCUACUGGCAGAAAAGACUGGUCGAUCUUCCACACCAUCGCCAUCGGCAACGAGCUCGUAAACAGCGGCACAAACUCCGCCCCCGAAGUCGCGGCAGCCGUCUUGAGGGCACGCGCCAUCCUCCGCGCACAGGGAUAUCCAGGCCCAGUCGUUACAGUAGAUACCUUCGGCGUUCUGUUAGAUCACCCUGAAAUGUGUCGGGUCUCUGACUACUGCGCUGCGAACUGCCAUGCUUUCUUCGAUGGCACGCAGCGGCCUGCGGGGGCUGGUGCGUAUGCGAUUGAGCAGGCGCGCAGUAUCUCUGCGAGAGCGGGUGGGAAGCGGACUAUGAUUACGGAGUCGGGGUGGCCGCAUGCUGGGGAUGCGAAUGGGGGCGCUAUUCCUUCGGCGAGGAAUCAGGAAACGGCUAUUGCGAGCUUGAGGAAGAGCUUUGAUCAUCGGAGAGGGGAUUUGGUGCUUUUUACUGCUUUUGAUGACUGGUGGAAAGACGAUAACCAGUUUACUUUCAAUGCCGAAAAGUUUUGGGGGAUUCAUGGGGGUUUGUAA
Penicillium vulpinum is the source of this 1023-nucleotide messenger RNA. RefSeq names its product putative cell wall glucanase (Scw4) (gene scw4). Gene Ontology annotation, molecular function: 1,3-beta-glucanosyltransferase activity; glucan endo-1,3-beta-D-glucosidase activity. Gene Ontology annotation, cellular component: fungal-type cell wall; cell surface; extracellular region. NCBI's taxonomy places the organism in Eukaryota, Fungi, Ascomycota, Eurotiomycetes, Eurotiales, Aspergillaceae. Gene Ontology annotation, biological process: cell wall organization. The record is from RefSeq and is a predicted model, not a curated record. The transcript has a single exon. The coding region runs from base 1 to 1023 and encodes 340 amino acids.